Molecule: messenger RNA, 812 nt
Organism: Vigna angularis (adzuki bean)
Lineage: Eukaryota; Viridiplantae; Streptophyta; Magnoliopsida; Fabales; Fabaceae
Product: trypsin inhibitor A
Exons: 1
Coding region: 36-656 (206 amino acids)
Molecular function (GO): endopeptidase inhibitor activity
Source: RefSeq, a predicted model, not a curated record
UCUCAUCAACAAUUCAACUCCAACUAUCCCAAGAAAUGAAGAGUUUAAUUGCUUCCACCUACUUUUUCUUUUCUCUCUUCCUUCUCUCUAUAUUCACCUCAAACCUCCCUUCCGCCGCAGCCGACGUCGUUACCGACAGAGACGGCGAUGCACUUAAGAACGGAGGCACUUACCACAUCCUCCCCCUGUUCGGAGUAAGGGACGGUGGCGUAGAACUGGCGGCCACCGGAAACGAAACGUGUCCUCUCACGGUGGUUCAAUCUCGCACAUCUAAAAUCUUCAGGGGACUUCCAGUGAUAAUCUCAUCCCCAUAUCGAAUUGCUUACAUCAACGAAGGUCUCAUUCUGAACUUGGCUUUCGCUUCUCCGCCCUCGUGUGCCCCCACUCCUCCGAAGUGGACCGUUGUUAAGGACCUAUCCGAAGGACAAGCCGUGAAACUACCUGGGUACCGCAGCACCGUGAAUGGGUGGUUUAAGAUUGAAAAAUCUUCCCUUGAAUACUUGUACAAGGUUGUCUUCUGCGCACGUAGCGGUGGCACGUGUGGGGAAGUUGGGAUUAGUGUUGAUGAUGAGGGUAUGAGUCGUUUGGUUCUUACUGAGGAAGAGGAUGAUGGCAUCAUUGUUGAGUUUAUGAAGGCUAGUUCAGUUGGUGUUUGAAACACAUGAAAUGGAAAGUCGUGUGUGUUUUCUCAGUGAAAGAGAAUAUAUGUGAUAAAUAAAUUAUAAACAAAAAAUCGCAUCAUUGAGCUUCAGCUUGCUAAUAUAGGCAAUAGAUUCUGCUGAAUCAGAGAAACUGGUUUAUAUAUAUAUAUA